Messenger RNA from Phragmites australis (common reed), 1888 nucleotides. Its product is annotated as polyol transporter 5-like. Bases 269 to 1717 code for a protein of 482 amino acids. The transcript has 4 exons. Gene Ontology annotation, biological process: transmembrane transport. Lineage: Eukaryota; Viridiplantae; Streptophyta; Magnoliopsida; Poales; Poaceae. Gene Ontology annotation, cellular component: membrane. The record is from RefSeq and is a predicted model, not a curated record. Gene Ontology annotation, molecular function: carbohydrate transmembrane transporter activity.
AGUCUAGGUGAGGCUGAGUAUAACCAACCAAGAUCGCUGCUUAACUUCAUUCAUUUAGUUAGAACAUAAGAAACUAAUUUUGCCUAACAAAACAGUUGGAACACAAGAAUUUUACAAAAAUCAUAUAACUCCUACGUAUUUCGACAGGAAUUCCUGCAUAAGAACUACAUAGAAUUCUUGCGUUCCAGACGGGGCUCAGCGAAAGCAAAUCGACAGCCACCAGCUCAGUUUCACAUCACCCAGUGACCAGUGAUCACAAAGCGCCAUCAUGGUGAAGGACGGCACCGCCGAUGAAAGACAGGACCUGCUCCUCCCCUCGUCGGCGGCGAUGCCAGAGCCAGACGCACCACGCUGGAACAGGUUCGCCUUCAUCUGCGCCACGCUCGCAUCCAUGACCACCAUCCUCAAUGGCUACAAUCUUGCGCUGAUGAGCGGCGCGCAGCUGUUCAUCCGGGAGGAUCUGGGCCUCACCAACGCCAAGAUCGAGGUGCUCACAGGGUCCAUGAACUUGUUCAUGCUGGUGUCCAUCCUCGGCGCUGGAUGGGUGGCCGACCUCCUGGGCCGCCGGGGCACGCUCUUGCUCGCCAACGCCUUCCUCAUGGCCGGCGCCCUCGUCAUGUCGCUCGGCGGCAGCUUCGCCGCCCUCAUGGCCGCGCGGUUCGUCACCAGCAUCGGAGCAGGGUUCUGCCGCGUCGUUGCUCCGGUGUACAACGCUGAAAUCUCGCCGGCCUCCACGCGAGGCAUCUUGUCCUCCUUGCUCGACUUGUUCGUCAACGUCGGCAUCCUGCUUAGCUACGUGUCGAACUACGCCUUCGCUGGCCUGCCGGUGCACCUCGGCUGGCGCGUCAUGUACGCCGUCGGCGUGCUCCCGCCCGUUUUCCUUGCUGCGGGCGUGCUCGCCAUGCCGGAGUCGCCGCGGUGGCUUGUGAUGCGCGGCCGCCACGAUGACGCGCGCGCGGUGCUUGUGCGCACCUCGGAUACCUCAGGCGAGGCCGACCUCCGCCUCGAGGAGAUCAAGCAAGCAGUGGCUGGACCGCAGGCUGCCGGCGGCGGCGGCGGCGUGUGGAAGGAGCUGUUCGUCCAGCCGUCGGCGAGUGUGCGUCGCAUCCUCAUCUGUGCGACCGGGCUGCAAUUCUUCCCCCAAGCGUCAGGCAUCGACGCCAUCGUGUUGUACAGCCCUCUGGUAUUCAAGAAAGCCGGCAUGACAUCCAACAACGCAGCCCUGGGCGCCACCGUGGCCAUCGGGGUGGUCAAGACGUGCUUCAUCCUCGUGGCCACGCUCUUCUCCGACCGCCUCGGCCGACGCCCGCUCCUCCUCGCCAGCACCGCGGGCGUCGCCGUGACGAUGAUGGCUCUCGCCCUAACCCUCUUAGUCGGCGCGACAUCUGCGGCGACAGCGGCGGCGUGCCUCGCAUUGGCGUUGGCCAUCGUGGCGACGUUCUCCAUCGGGUUGGGGCCGGUGGUGGCCACCUACAGCUCGGAGAUCUUGCCGCUGCGGCUGCGCGCGCAGGGCGCUAGCCUGGGCGUGGCGGUGAACCGGCUAACGUGCGGGGUGGUGACCAUGACGUUCAUCUCGCUCGCCGAUUGCCUCACCAUGCCUGGGUGCUUCUUCCUGUAUGCCGCCGUGGCAGCGGCUGCGUGCGCAUUCGUGUACGUGCGGCUACCAGAGACAAGGGGACGAAGCCUAGAGGACAUGGAUGUUCUCUUCUCCAAGUGAUCACGACAUGGAUUGUUUGUUUCAGCCACAACGGCUUGUUGGGCUUCGUGCAGGAGGCGAGCAGCGGCAUUGGCCACCGUCGCUCCUGCACCAUGGUGGCGACACGUUUUCGACCUGGCUGGCACAGCAUUGGAUUCAUGUAGGAUAUGAAGAUUUUAAACUAAAAUAAAG